This is a messenger RNA of Tachysurus vachellii, 4247 nucleotides long. RefSeq names its product zinc finger and BTB domain containing 22a (gene zbtb22a). The record is from RefSeq and is a predicted model, not a curated record. Gene Ontology annotation, biological process: regulation of transcription by RNA polymerase II. The transcript has 4 exons. Gene Ontology annotation, molecular function: RNA polymerase II cis-regulatory region sequence-specific DNA binding; DNA-binding transcription factor activity, RNA polymerase II-specific; protein binding. NCBI's taxonomy places the organism in Eukaryota, Metazoa, Chordata, Actinopteri, Siluriformes, Bagridae. The coding region runs from base 250 to 1986 and encodes 578 amino acids.
ACCAACAGCAGCCGAAGAGGAAACGAGAGGAAGACGUAAGAAAUUGAGAAGCGAUGUUAGGCGUCGCUAAAAGCGUUAUAACAGCAAAUAAACGUGAUUUAGCUCGCUUUAUAAUCAGCCUCGAGGUUUAACUUUAACUACAUUCACUUGCUAGGGGAUUGUUGAACGUUUCAAUCGCACAAGAAGACGCUUCUGUUAUCACAUUUGUUGGCUGUGUGUGUGGGUGUGUGUGGGCACUUUACAGAAAGGAUGGAUAAAACACUGAGCAGCAAUGCGCCGGUGGUCCAGGUGUGUUUCCCCAACGUGAGAGCACAGGUGCUGGACAACCUGAACCGCCAGCGAGAGGAAGGGCGACUGUGUGAUCUCUCUAUCCAGGUUCAGGGUCAGGUGUUCAGGGCACAUCGUUGUGUACUGGCGGCUUCAUCGCCCUAUUUUCAUGACCAGGUUCUGCUAAAGAACGUGAGCACGGUGUCUCUGCCGUCCGUCAUGGACCCUCUGGUCUUCGAGAGUGUCCUUAACUCGGCCUACACGGGCCAGCUGAGCAUUGUGCGUGAUGACAUUGUCAACUACGUCACAGUGGCCAGCUUUCUACAGAUGUGGCACAUUGUGGACAAGUGCACGGAUAUCCUCAAAAGGUCUAGACCCUUGACCCAAGCCAGCCCAGGUGUAGAGCCUGGCAACUCCAGGCACCAAAGUCCCAGCAGCUCAGAUUGCUGCCUGACUGAACCUGAGGAGCAGAAGAAGCCCCUCGGAGGAGAAUGCGCCUCUCUUCCUCCUCUGGCCACCUGGAGGAGGCCGCAGCAGGUGCCCCAGCAGGGUAAAUGGGGCAAAUCCAAGCUGUUUCUGCCCCCCCAACACAGAGCCGUUUCUCCCCCAGCCGGGGAAGCAGAGCGGGGAAGUAGCCCUGAGGCUGCGAACGAGAAACGCAACUGGGUGCGGUCUCGCCUCCGGGAGAGCAGGGAGGUGGACGAGGAGGACAGAAGGCGAGGGGAGAGGUGGAUGGAGGCAGAUGAAGGUGUAGGGGAGGAGUUGGAGGAGGAGGAGCGACGGGCCGGAGGCUGUGGUUCAGGGGCAACUCUUAAAAAGGAGGGAGAGAAAGGGGGAGAGGGGAAGGGUGCUGAGAGGGACAAAGAUCAGGAGGAAGGGUUUCUGGCAGCAGCUCACAAUGCAGAGGAAGUGCUUGUUGCUGCUCACUGUCCACUUUCUGGGCGUGGUCAGUGGCAGCCGGCAGCUGAUUGGGCGACGGGUCCGUGCGCUCAGCCAGGUGGGAAGUUAAUGGAGGAUGCUGAGAAGGACGCAGAAGAAGUGGACUUUGGCCGUUUCACAGAGGGAGGAUUUGAGGGAGAGACGUACGACGAGAUUGAGGAUGGCACAGGGCAAGUUUCCCAAAGGCCUUUGCUUCCUUUGUCACCUGGCAAUGCUGGGGGUGGAAUGGACUUUGUGCUAGGGCCAUCAGAGCUUUCGUGGACGUCAGGCGCGCUCUCAUCCCCCUCUGUCCCUCCUUCCUCCUCUCCCGUGCCCUCCUCCUCGUCUCCGCCCUCCCUCACACCCUAUGCUGGCAAAGUGCACUUCUGCCACUGCGGUAAAGCCUUCACGCUGAAGAGCAUGCGAGACCGUCACGUCAAGAUGCAGCACCUGAACCUGCGGCCUUUUGCCUGCCCCGUCUGUGCCAAGAGCUUCAAGAUGAAGCACCACCUGACCAAGCACGUGAAGACGCACGGUGCUCUGAGGCCUUAUGAGUGCACCGUCUGCGGCAAGAAGAUCAUCUGGAGGGAUAGUUUCCUCAAACACCAGGCGCGCUGCCAACACCUCGCCAACAGGUCUGCCUGCGUAGACACCAAUGAAGCAGAGUCAGAUCAGGACAAGGUGGAGUUGGAGUAUGAGGGUUACCCAGGCGACGGACACGUAAAGAUGGAGCAGGGAGAGCAUGAGGGAGCUCCAUUGGCCCAUGUUCUGAAGGAGGAAGAUGGUGGCAGCUACACUUGAUAAGCAGAUCAUAUCCACAAAGAAUCCUGUAGAUGUGAAGCAACAUCUUCACGACUUGAUCCACCACUGCAAGACCACAUAAUCUGUUCUUCUUCAAAUCCCCAUCAUAAUAUGAUUGAUGCCUAUCUUGACUGGAGAAGAUACAGUUCCUUAAGGAACACAUGAUGAUGUAGAUUCACUGGUACUGCAUGGUGAUUACUCACACUGGGUAUCAUGAUCAUCAUUUCACACUGGUUUAGUAGCUCACAGCUUUUAGUUCCACAUCCUUCAACUAUAUUUAAAUGUUUCCUUUUGUUGCAUCUUUUUCAAUCACGUUUAUUAAGGUCCAUCACCAGACAACAUUUUUUUAUGAAUAGAGAUCUAAACUUUAUUUAUAGUGCAGUCCAGACUGUUCAGUUCACUCGGUGUACCACAUGCAUCAUCAGGGGUUUUAAGCAAAGCUGGAAAAGUGUCUGGAAUUUAGAUUUAUUGCCGUACCUGGUGAAACGUGAGCAGUGUUCAGGAAAGCUCAACAUUGUAUUUAGACUUUUCCUGAUUUGAUGAAGUUUAGUGUUUUUACUUUUCAUGUUAAUUGCUUUUAAAAAUUUUGCGGUAACUAAUUUAAAAACAAAAAAAAAAACCUGUGCUUUUAUCAUUUGUGCUCGUUCCUCGUAAGUAAAUAUAACCUGCAAACGAUCAGUUAUUUAGACCUCCUGAUUAUUAUAAAUGUGUAGAAUUCAUAAAGUUUAUUUAUCAGUGCAAAGGAAGUAAAACUGCCCAGUUACAAUCCAGAGGAUAAUUAAUCACAAUUGCAAAAUUGUUACUCAGCUUUGAGCGAAGUUAAAGCUAAAUCAUGAGCCUUUGUUAGGACUUCUAAGGAAGCCACUUUUUAAUAUCGACCUUUUACGCGUUUUAAAUAGCAGCUGCGUAUUUUAGCAAUAGAGUUCGCUGGUACGAGUUAGCGCUCAGAAACGUACCCGUCGUCUUUCGUCUUUGCCAAUAAAACCUAAAAUAUGAACCUGAAAUAAUUUACAGCAAGUUGUGCAAGUGUUUCUAACUCUCUGAUAUUAGCUCCAUCAUCUUCCCCCGGUUUCGUCCAGUGCUCAGCUUUGUGUCACGGUAAAUAAAGAACGUUUUGAGUUUAUUAAUGUGAUCGAAGAUAUAUAGAUGGAUCGCUGACAAUAGACAUGUAUAUAUUAAACAGCAGUUUAUUAUAUUUAUUAGAGACGCCAUCAACGGUUCUGGCUUGAAAACGUAUUUUUUAGCUGAGCGGGAAAAAGCCAACAGAGUCUAUUUCAUACUAUCACAUGUUCGAGAGACUUUAUGUAUAGUUUUAAUUGUAAUAAGAAGGUGACGCAUCCACCCCCACAUGCAACUUCCUGUCAUAUACCCUUGGUCUAUGACGUAAUUCAUUUUGGGGGGUUUGUGCAUCUCUAUAAACUUUAAUGCAGAGUCUGUAUUGUUGAUGGCCUCAUUUUUGAAAUCUGCUUAUUUAGACUCCAAUAAUUUUAGUUAGCUCAAAAAUUCUUUUCCAGAGCUGUUUGGAAGUAAACUAUUAGUUUGCUGGACCACAGGGUGGAGUUUUCUUUAAAAUGAGUAAUGAUGGCUACUUUUGUGUGUAUAAUUUAGAUGAGGAACCCAAGAGGAACGUCAUGCUGUAUGCUGAUGAGUGUCACUAUAUAACUGUUUAACUUAUAAUUUACUUUUUUGAAGUGUUUCACUUUUAAUGUUUUAUAUUUUAGUUGACAGGAUCGGAAAGUUUUCAAGACGCACAACCUGAAGAAACCCGAAACCGUGCUUCAGUUUAAAAUAAUUAUGGACGUUGGCUUUUAAUAUCUUCAUAUAGGCCAAGGCCCUGUCUUUGCAGUACAGCACAGUUUAUAUGGGAUUUAAUGUAAAAUGUGUAUCUGAAGCUCAGCACCUGGUCUAUCACAUACAUACACCUUCUUCUCAUGCUGAAGUCUCGGCAUCUGUAUAAAGAUAAAUGUACAAGACAGAGAGCAGAACUGACCUGAUGUCACCGGUAAAGUCAGCAAUGUUCCAUUCUGUCACAAUCAAGACGUAUUUCUGGAAUUAUUGUGUUACGUUUGGUCACUAGAUUUUAGUCAUCCGGUGCACCGCAACCCGUUGGUGCCUAAAGGCGCAGGGAGACGAGCCGUCGAGGACGUAAAUUUGAGACUCUGAUGUGAUGGUAUUUAUUAUUGACUUGUUGCUGAGCAUAAUGGGUUUGUGUGACUGCUUGAUUACACACUGAAUAAAUAUCAACAAUCAUCAACAUUUUA